Papaver somniferum (opium poppy) is the source of this 656-nucleotide messenger RNA. RefSeq lists its product as uncharacterized. The annotation marks the transcript as partial. The record is from RefSeq and is a predicted model, not a curated record. The transcript is spliced from 3 exons. NCBI's taxonomy places the organism in Eukaryota, Viridiplantae, Streptophyta, Magnoliopsida, Ranunculales, Papaveraceae.
AUGGAGGAUAAUGGUCUUUUUGAGGCUGAUUCUUUGGGUUCUAAAUUCACUUGGACUAAUGGUCAGUUGGGAGGGAGAAGAAUUGUUAGUAAGCUGGAUCGUGCCAUUAUCAAUGAGCCUUGGUUAAAUAAGUUUUCGAAUUGGAGAAUUCAGAAGAUGUGGUUUACGCAUUCAGAUGUUAUGAGAAUGGUUGAAGCUUCUUGGAGUGCCCCGGUGUAUGGUAAUCCUGAUUUUGUUUUUCCCUUCAAGCUAAAGAGAUUGAAGGUGGCUAUGAAAGUGUGGAAUCAGCAGGUGUUUGGUAAUGUGAAUGCAAGGCUAAGUCAGGCUCAAUUGAGGAAUUCUGAUGAAGACCCAUUUGACACUUUCAAGCAAAAUGAGAUGAAGGAUGCGUUGGUGUUGGUUAAUGAAGCACGUAUGCAGCAACAUAUUAUGUUGAAGCAAAAAUCUCGAAAUAAAUGGAUUUUGGAGGGUUCAAGUAAUUCUUCUUAUUUUCAUAGUUCAAUUAAAACUCGUAGAAGUUCUAACACAAUUUCGGAGUUGGUGAAUGAGGAGGGGUGUAUUAUUAAUGAGCCGGACCAGUUAAGAGACCAUGUUGUUUCUUAUUAUGAAAACAAGUUCAAUGGAGUGGAUGAGCCGAUUGAGGAUAGUUUGUUUGG